Molecule: messenger RNA, 1611 nt
Organism: Cervus elaphus (red deer)
Lineage: Eukaryota; Metazoa; Chordata; Mammalia; Artiodactyla; Cervidae
Product: zinc finger protein 431-like
Exons: 5
Coding region: 982-1611 (209 amino acids)
Biological process (GO): regulation of DNA-templated transcription
Source: RefSeq, a predicted model, not a curated record
UGUCGGGAGCCGCCAGGACGCGCCCAGGCCGUGACAAGGUCACGGCAUGAGAGAGGAACCUGCAAGGCAGCCCUUCCCCUCGGGGUUGCCCCGGGGGCCCAAUAUGUCCCCUUUCUCUUUCUGUCUUACUGUUGUUGGGUUUUCUAUUAAUUCUUGGGAAUGUAACAUAUAGUGAUCAGGCCUCCCUGGAAAAGCCCAAGCCUAUUAAGAAGGAUCCCCUAAGGCCGAGGCCUACUCUGCCUCCUCAGCAUGGGGAACCUUAUGACUAACCAGGAAUGAAAGGCCUGUUCAGGUUUGUGGCAGACCAUCCACCACGCAAGUGGCGUCACGCUUGGGCGGGCAUCAGAAAUGCUCAUGACUGCUCCAGCCAAGACACGGCCAUACACAUUGUACCAAGUCAAAAAGGAAAAGGCCACAGGCAUAGAUUGGCUGCUUGCUUAGAAGAUUAUAAUGUUCUAGAUUAAAAAAGCAUAGAGGCAUUGAGAUUCAGAAGUAGAUGUACCAUAGGUUAAUGUUCUUUGGUCAAGAGGAUUUUCAUUGUUGCUAUUUCAGUGCUUCUAUUUGUCCACUGUUUCCAUUCCCAUAAUAAACAUAGAAUAUUCCGGGUAUUUUCGUAGAAUUAGAAAAUGUGUAGCAUAGGAUUUCAAUAGAAGAUUUAUAUUAACCAGCCACACUGCCAGUACCUCAUAUUAAUAGAGGUGUUUUGUUGCUUCAUAGUUAAAUAUUGUAGACUGAGGUUUUGUGGUCUCAAGUAAAGAAAAAUAUCAGGGUUUUCACAUGGUACUAUUCUCAGAAAUGUCAGACAUGUUUUUUUAUAACCCUUCCCAUGUAUUGUGUUAUUGUCCAAAGAAUUUAUAUUAUGUUUAGAUUUUAUGGAACAUUGUUUUUGGCAGAAUGAAAAUGUUAAGCCAUUGAAGCAGGAAGACUAAUGUACGGGGCAUUCAAGGGAAAAAACCCUGUAAUUUGAAAUGUUCCAGAUGAAUGCAUAUGGGAAAAACAUGGGGAAGAAAAAAUAUUGACGGAAGCACGAAACCAAUAUCUGAUGUAAUACGAGGUGACUUACAUGAGGAGGCACAGUUGACCUUCAAGGAUGUGUUCAAAAAUUCCACUCCCGAGGAGUGGGAAUGUCUGGACCCUGCCCAGAGGACCUUGUACAAGGACCUGAUGCUGGAGACCCUCAGGAACCCGCUGUCGGUAGGUGUAAAUUCCUCAACUGGAGCCCACAUAUCUCUUAUCUCAGGGAAUGCAAAGGGGAAGAUGACAACAUUCAAGACAUUUAACAUGGAGCCCAUCAGUCUCCUCCCAGAAAAUUACGUUUUAUUAUAUCAUGAGAAACUCUGGGCUGGAAGAAGCACAAGCUGGAAUCAAGAUUGCUGGGCGAAAUGUAUGGGCUCUCUGCCUGUGCUCAGUAGUUGUGACUCCCAAACUCUGGAACACGGAGUUGUGGCCUACAGGCUUAGCUCCUCCAAGCAUACACAGCUUCAACAUCAUCGGCGAGUUCAUACUGGAGAUAAACCAUAUAAAUGUGAUGUGUGUGGAGAGGCCUUUAGUCACAAAGCAAGGCGUACAGUUCAUCAGACCCUUCAGAGUGGAGAGAAACCUUAUACAUGA